Molecule: messenger RNA, 2463 nt
Organism: Morus notabilis
Lineage: Eukaryota; Viridiplantae; Streptophyta; Magnoliopsida; Rosales; Moraceae
Product: heat shock 70 kDa protein, mitochondrial
Exons: 7
Coding region: 168-2201 (677 amino acids)
Biological process (GO): protein refolding; cellular response to unfolded protein
Cellular component (GO): mitochondrion; cytoplasm
Molecular function (GO): ATP binding; heat shock protein binding; ATP hydrolysis activity
Source: RefSeq, a predicted model, not a curated record
AUCACUCUCUCGCCUCCAAUUAAUUUUACUAUUAUAAAAGCACCUUUCGGCCUUUUCGUACAAAACCCUAAACCCUAAAAACAUCUCAAACAAACCACUGUUCUCGCAACCACGAUUUCUCUCUCUCUCUCUCUCUCCAUCUCUCUGAGCUCUGAUUGUUACCAGCCAUGGCCGCAGCUGCGUUGCUUCGCUCCCUACGCCGCCGCGAUGUCGCUUCAGUCCCUCUCAGCGCCUACAGAUCCCAGUUUACUAGCACUACUAAGCCAUCACAUCUCGGCCAUAAGUGGGGAAGCUUGGCGAGACCCUUUAGCUCAAAACCUGCUGGAAAUGAUGUUAUCGGUAUUGACUUGGGUACCACGAACUCAUGUGUUGCUGUUAUGGAAGGAAAGAAUCCCAAAGUUAUUGAGAACUCUGAAGGAGCUCGAACAACGCCGUCAGUUGUUGCCUUCAACCAGAAAGGAGAAUUACUUGUGGGUACUCCAGCAAAACGUCAGGCGGUGACCAAUCCAACAAACACUCUCUUCGGAACCAAGCGUUUGAUUGGAAGACGUUUUGAUGAUCCUCAGACGCAAAAGGAAAUGAAGAUGGUUCCUUACAAGAUAGUUAGGGCCCCAAAUGGUGAUGCUUGGGUUGAGGCCAAUGGACAACAAUACUCCGCAAGCCAGAUUGGGGCUUUUAUUCUUACCAAGAUGAAGGAAACUGCAGAGGCUUACCUUGGAAAGAGUGUUUCGAAAGCUGUUAUUACUGUUCCUGCUUAUUUCAAUGAUGCCCAAAGACAAGCAACCAAAGAUGCUGGCAGAAUUGCAGGCCUUGAUGUGCAGAGGAUUAUCAACGAGCCAACUGCUGCUGCACUUUCUUACGGAAUGAACAACAAGGAAGGCCUUAUAGCAGUUUUUGAUCUUGGGGGUGGAACCUUUGAUGUUUCCAUUUUGGAAAUUUCCAACGGUGUUUUUGAGGUGAAAGCAACAAAUGGUGAUACAUUCUUGGGUGGAGAGGACUUUGACAAUGCUUUAUUGGAUUUCUUAGUGAGUGAAUUCAAGAGCACUGAGGGUAUUGAUCUCUCAAAAGAUAGGCUUGCCUUGCAAAGGCUUCGAGAGGCAGCUGAGAAGGCCAAGAUUGAGCUCUCAUCUACAUCGCAAACAGAGAUUAAUCUGCCAUUCAUCACCGCUGAUGCUUCGGGUGCGAAGCAUCUUAACAUCACACUUACCCGAUCUAAGUUUGAAAGUCUGGUCAAUCACUUGAUUGAAAGGACUAAGGCUCCAUGCCAAAACUGCUUGAAGGAUGCAAGCAUAUCUACCAGGGAUGUCGAUGAGGUCCUUCUUGUGGGAGGAAUGACCCGUGUACCGAAAGUCCAAGAGGUAGUUUCACAGAUUUUCGGAAAGAGCCCGAGUAAAGGAGUAAAUCCUGAUGAGGCUGUUGCUAUGGGUGCUGCCAUUCAGGGUGGCAUCCUGCGUGGUGAUGUUAAGGAGUUGCUUCUCCUUGAUGUCACCCCUCUAUCACUUGGAAUUGAGACAUUGGGUGGUAUCUUUACCAGACUGAUCAGCCGGAACACAACCAUUCCAACAAAAAAGAGUCAGGUAUUCUCGACCGCGGCGGAUAAUCAGACUCAAGUCGGUAUCAAAGUGCUGCAAGGUGAGCGUCAAAUGGCGUCUGACAACAAGAUGCUUGGUGAGUUUGAGCUUGUGGGCAUCCCUCCUGCACCAAGAGGCUUGCCUCAGAUUGAAGUCACAUUCGACAUCGAUGCAAACGGUAUCGUCACAGUCUCUGCCAAGGACAAGGCUACUGGAAAGGAACAACAGAUAACCAUCCGCUCAUCUGGCGGGCUCUCGGAUGACGAAAUUGAGAAGAUGGUCAAGGAAGCCGAGCUGCAUGCGCAGAAGGACCAGGAGAGGAAAGCUCUUAUUGACAUCAGAAACAGUGCAGAUACCACCAUCUACAGCAUUGAGAAAAGCUUGGGUGAGUACAGGGACAAGAUUCCUGCCGAAGUUGCGAAAGAAAUCGAGGAUGCUGUUGCAGAUUUGAGGAAGGCGAUGGCAGCGGACGACAUUGAUGAGAUCAAGGCCAAGCUUGAUGUUGCAAACAAAGCCGUGUCGAAGAUUGGGCAGCACAUGGCCGGUGGUUCUAGUGGUGGCUCUUCAUCCGGAGGCUCACAGGGUGGUGAGCAGACUGCAGAGGCCGACUACGAAGAGGUCAAGAAGUGAGUGUUGUGGUAGUAAUUCUUUGUUUUUGGUUUUUUAUUGGCUCUAAAUCGCUACUGUUAGAGGUGAUGAAUUUUUAAUAUUAAAAUUUUCCUCAGAGGACAUGAGGUCCUUGAUGCCGGGUUUUGUAUCUAAAUUUUGGGGUUUUUAAUGUACUAUUUUAUUAGGUAGUCGUUUAGUCUACAUGGGUUUAAGCAGGCCAAUAACAGAUUAGAUACUGGCUCUCUAUUGAGAGAAAACACACAAAAAGUUGAUAUUGUUUCAA